GCCACGCAGCGGCCCCUCCCCUCCCCUCCCCUUCUUGCAUCCCCCCAUUACCGCAUUCAGAAGCUCCGCUCCAGUGCCAGGCAGUUCCUUUAGUGAGAGAGAUAUUACUAGCUCUAGCUGUGAAGUGGAGUGAGCGAGGGGAGGAUAUAUUUAGGGAAGGGAGUGAGUGAGGGCAUGGCGACGAGCGCGGGAGGGGCCUGGGCGGCGGCGCCGUUCGUGUCCAAGACGUACAUGAUGGUGGACGACCCCGGGACGGAUGGGGUCAUCGGAUGGGGGAGGGGGCACAACAGCUUCGUCGUCGCGGAUCCGUUCGUCUUCUCGCAGACGCUGCUGCCCGCGCACUUCAAGCACAACAACUUCUCCAGCUUCGUCCGCCAGCUCAACACCUAUGGCUUCCGCAAGGUUGAUCCGGACCGGUGGGAGUUCGCGCACGCGUCGUUCCUGCGCGGCGAGACCCACCUCCUGAGCAACAUCGUCCGCCGCGGCAGCAGCGCCGGCGCCUGCGGCAAGAAGAAGAACGCCGCGUCGGCUGAUGUCGACGCCGCCGGAAACGACGACAUGGCCAUGGUGGCGACGGAGGUGGUGCGCCUGAAGCAGGAGCAGCGCGCCAUCGACGACCGGGUGGCCUCCAUGUGGCGCCGCGUGCAGGAGACCGAGCGCCGGCCCAAGCAGAUGCUCGCCUUCCUCCUCAAGGUCGUCGGCGACCUCGACAGGCUGCAUCGCCUCGUCGGUGACGCCGAACCGGACGGCGGCGAGCCGGCGGCGGCCGCAGAGGGCGGCGGCGAGAAGCGGGCGAGGCUCCUGCGCGACGGUCACGCGGGGUCGUUCGGGCCGGACGCAGUCGACUUCGCCGGAUUCUACGGCGGCGACGCGUUCGGUGACCUGGCCGUGGAUGGCGUCGGCGGCUGCUCGUUUGCGUUCGACGUGGACACGGGGUACUGAGUGACAUGCAUCAUGGCAUGUGCCUUCCGUGCCAACCGGCUCCGAUUUCUUGCCGUUGCGAGGCUGCCGCUUAGGACGCCGAAAGGGCGGCAGCAGAAGGUAGGAAGGAGGUGGUCGUCUGAUGAUGGAUGCUGAUGCUAUAUUUCUCAUCCAUGGAGGUCUAUCUGAUGCUUUUGGUGAAUGGUAUGUUAAAGGGUGGGAGUGGGAUGACUGCGCGCAGUGUCCAGGUUAUCCAAGCUAAAUAAGGAACUUGUAUGAUGGAGUGUGACUCUGAAAGUUUCCUAGAAGGUAGGUUUGAUGUAACAUCUCUCCUCCCAUUCUCUCUUCCAUGUAAGCACGAAAGCUGAUAUGGAUCCUUAGCUGCAGGGUUCAUUAUCGA
Messenger RNA from Phragmites australis (common reed), 1321 nucleotides. RefSeq names its product heat stress transcription factor C-2b-like. Gene Ontology annotation, cellular component: nucleus. Gene Ontology annotation, molecular function: DNA-binding transcription factor activity; RNA polymerase II cis-regulatory region sequence-specific DNA binding. The coding region runs from base 175 to 942 and encodes 255 amino acids. The transcript has 2 exons. The record is from RefSeq and is a predicted model, not a curated record. Gene Ontology annotation, biological process: regulation of transcription by RNA polymerase II. Lineage: Eukaryota; Viridiplantae; Streptophyta; Magnoliopsida; Poales; Poaceae.